AUUAUGGAUGAUUCAUUUAUUGUUUUAGUGUUUUUUUGUCAUUUAAAAACAACAAUGUCGGAUGAUGAUGCAACAUUUAAGAUCUGUAUCCAUUAUGCUGGACAUGUUACAAGAGAUGUUUCACGUUAUGUUGGAGGUGAAACUUGUGAUUUAGGAGUUAAUGACAUUGACAAGCUAUGCUAUUUUGAUAUCAUCGAUAAACUAAAUGAGGUUGAGAUUCAGUCAGUAAGGGCAUUGUAUUACAAAGUUCCUGACCUGCCUUUUGCUAGUGGUUUAAUGCCUUUAAAUGGUGAUGUAGAGAUAAUUGAGGUUGCAAAAAUAUUAAUGGAGUUAGCAAUUUGCCAUGUAUAUGUGCAGCAUGACAGCUCUAACAUGCAAGGAGAAAUUGGAGUACAAACUUCAACAAGGCCUUUUUUUUAUAAGGUAAAUAUUGAUGCUGGUGAAGGGUCAAGUAGAACGCACCUUAGGCAUGGCAAAAUGGCUUUAUUUCUGCAUGACAUGCUAGGAAGUGACGUGGAUGACGAUGAGCUGGUGGCUGGUAUUGAGAAAAUGAAUCAUAGAUAUGCUGAUUUUGAGACUUUCAAUUGUGCAGCAAGUGAAGGCCCUAGAUUUGUUGCAAAUUCUAAUUUGGAGAAUAGUGAUUCUGACUUUAGUGAUAGGGACAGUGAAUAUGUUGAUAGUAGUGAUCCUGGUAGCUACUAUAGUGAUAGCUCGAUUGAGGACUUGGACUCAUUUGUGAAAGAUGAUGCACUGAGGACUGCAAGUAGUCACCUUCAUUAUGAUCCCAACUGUGAAGUUCCACACUUUGAAGUUGGAAUGGUUUUUAAAAAUGCAAUUCAAUUUAAAGAAGCCAUUGCCAAAUACUCUGUUAAAAAAGGAUGCAAUCUCCAUUGGAAGAAGAAUGAACCGGGAAGACAACGGUAUGCUUGUGAUGUUAAGAAUGGGUGUCCUUGGGAAAUCUAUGCUGGCUUUGAUAGUGCUGACAAUUGUUUCAAGAUUAAAACAUAUUAUAGAAAGCAUGCAUGCUUCAAAACUAAUAAGAAUAGAUUAGUGACACGACCAUUCUUAGCAAAUGCAUUAAGGACAUUAGUGACCAAUGCUCCACACUUAACUGGUAGACAGCUUGCUAAGCAUGUGAAGUCUGAAAUGGAAGUUGAUGUUUCUAUAUACAAGUGUCAAAGAGCUAAGAAAAUUAUUAAAGAUGAGCUACAUGGGAGUUACAUUGAACAGUAUAAGCUAUUGAGAGGUUAUGGUGAGCAUAUGCUAUCUACAAAUCCCAAGUCUACAUGUGUUAUUGCAAGGGAAGCUAUUUUUCCAUAUGCAAAGCACAAAUACUGUGCAAGGCAUGUAUACGCAAACUGGGCAAAGAUUUGGAGAGGGGAGGAAUUUAAAAUAAGAUUCUGGGCUAUUGCUCAAGCUAGCUGGCCAAAGGAGUACGAGCACCAAAUGAUGCUGUUGAAGAAGCUAUCUGAGGCUACUUGGACAGAUUUGCAGAGAUAUGAUCCAAAAAAAUGGUGCAGGGCAUUUUUUGAUGAAGAGCCUUAUUGUGAUAUGGUUGACAACAACAUGUGUGAGUCUUUCAAUUUUUGGGUUAUGGAAGCAAGGUACUUGGCUAUUAUCUCCAUGGUUGAUACUUUAAGGUCUCAAGUGAUGGAGAGAAUUGGUGAAAAAUAUGCAUUCAUUCCCAAAUGGAAAGGUGAUAUUGCACCAAGAGCUAGAAAGAAGUUAGAGGCCAACAAGAAAAAGUCAUCUUCAUGGAAAUUGGUUUGGGAUGGAAGAACUGGAUUUGAGAAAGAGAAGUAUGCCCUAGCUUAUGGCUUCCCUAUAAAGGGAAUGUGUGAGGAUAAGUCAUGGCAAAAAUUUCAUGGUGAGCCUUUGAAUCCACCCCCGAUUAGAAAAAGGCCUGAAAGGCCAAAGAAAAAUAGGAGAAAGCCCAAAGAUGAGCCCAAAAAAGUGUCUAAGGCAGUUAUACUCUCAAGGAAAGGAAGAGUCAUGACUUGCUCUAAUUGUAAGCAAGGAGGACAUAACAAAUCAUCUUGUCCCUUCAAAUUGAAUGAUCAAAUGCCUCCAGCUAUUGCAUCAACAAAUGGGUCAAAAAGAAGGCCAUCUGCAACUUAUCAUCGAAAACCUAAAGCUGUUAAGACUAAUGUGAAUGUCAAUCCUUCACAAGCAUCAAAUGCCCCAUCUUGCCUAACAUCACUAGCUGAAAACACUAUUGUUUCACGUGAGCAACCACAAUCUUCAUUUGCAAAUAAGAAAGGAAAAGAAAAGACUGGACUGUAUACAAAUGUGACAGUUAGAGAAGCUGUAAAUGAGCAUAUUGCACAAAGCAAUAGUGGAGGCCCAACUGCUCCAACUGUAGUAAUGGAUGGUCCUUCAACCGAGAAAAGGAACAUUUUUGUGAUGCCCCCAACUGGAGAUAACAUGAGUUUGGCUACUGAAGAUAAUUUCUGGGCAGCAAUUUGAAGCCUUUUAAUUAUGCUAUAUUGCUGAAGUUUAUAUCUUUUGUGUCUUUUGUGUAAUGGAGAAUUUAUGGGCAGCCAAAAUUUGUGUCUUUUGUGUAAUGGAGAAUUUAUGGGCAGCCAAAAUUUGUGUCUUUUGUGUAAUGGAGAAUUUAUGGGCAGCCAAAAUUUGUGUCUUUUAUGCACUAGAGAAUUCUUAGGCAGUUGAAGUUUGUGUCUAGUGUGUUGCAGAAUUUUGGUGGAGCUUUUAAUUAUGUUUGCACUUUUGUAGUGCCACAGAUUAGUUAUCAUAGCUUUUGUUAUUUAUGACAGGUUUUAUUGUGGUGAUGAACUAUAUUUGGGCAUGAUUUGUUUUUGUUCAUGCACUUUGUACAAGUGCUAUGUUAAGCUAUGAAACAAUGUUAAGUUUAUAAGAAAGGAUAUAAAAGUUU
Messenger RNA from Rubroshorea leprosula, 2893 nucleotides. The record is from the annotation of a GenBank genome assembly. Lineage: Eukaryota; Viridiplantae; Streptophyta; Magnoliopsida; Malvales; Dipterocarpaceae.